UACGCCAUGUUUCUUGUGAUUUUCUCGCGCUUUAGAAAAAUUUUUUGAGACUUCGAAUUCGUAUGUGCAACAAUGGCCGAUGAUGAAACAUGGUUAUUGAAGGAAGACGGUUACCUUAGCUUGGACUGCGAGUGUAAAAGCAUUAUCUAUCAUCCGAAUAUAAACGUGGUGCUGAUAACUACUGGCAAUGCGCAAGUGUGCGUUUUCGAUGUCAACUCCGGGCUGAUUCUGCAACGCAGCUUUCUGUCUGGCAACGCAGACGGAAAGUUGCAAGGAGUUUACUUAGCCGAUGGGGUCGACAAAGUAUUGUACACAGAUGGCCGAGGAAUCGGCAUUCGAGGUGAUUACAAUGGAGUCCUUUUGAUGGACACAAUCCUUCAGACACCAGUGUUUCGCAGUGAAGAUGUAAUAAAAUUAGAACUCCUACUUUCCGAAGCAAUUUUGCUCUACCAGUGUCUACGAUGCAUAGAGUUACCCGGCGUAGACCACCUGCAGGAGGUCCUGCAGGAAUUAUCCACGAAAAUUCACUCUGGACACGCGAACCAGAAGAAGGGAAUAAAGGCUCAGAAGUGGAAUACGAUAUGUUUGGAAUUGCCACACGUAGCCUUAAAACUCGUGUGUUCCGGACUAGUAAUGGAAUUGAAGAAACAAACUAGGCACAUUCCAGCCCUGCCUAUCGCCUCAGCUAUAAACGAAAGGCUCAACGGUCUAAUGCCUAGUCUCGCCCUCGAGGGCAGACCUGUCGACCGGGCUCUCAUGUUUAGCGAGGCUGCAAGGCGAGAUACAUUCUCCAAAUGGCCACACAUGAAUUACAGAUGGGCAUUUCCGGACCAAAUGGCACAGGCCGGAUUUUAUCACGAACCAAAUUCAACGGGCGACGACCGAGCCAUGUGCUUCACAUGUAACGUUUGUCUUGUCUGCUGGGAACCGACGGAUGAGCCUUGGUCCGAACACGAAAGACAUUCGCCGGCAUGUCCUUUUGUCAAGGGCGAAUACACGCAAAAUGUACCUUUAUCAGUCACUCUAGCGACCGCUCCUGCCCAGGUUUCGGAUGGGUCAGUCGAGGUCAUCGGUACGACCAAUGUUGCUGGUCUCACAUCCACAGGAUCACAUAACGGCCUUGUUAACGUCUGGAAUGUUCGCAAUCAGCUAAAGCGCGAGGCUUCUUUCUGCAUCGCCUUGAGUGACCAGGAAGGCAACAACAAGCAAACCAUGAAAUUCUUCACGAUGUCCAUGGAUGCGACAGUCGCCUACGACACAGAAGCCGAAACCCUGAGUUUCUUCAAACCCUCAACCUCCCACAACAUCGAACUCACAUCCCUCUCGAUUGUAGGUUCUCCAAAAUCUCCCCUAGGCGAAAGCAACAUAGCCAGUUCAACAACUUCAAUAUCACCCAAACCUCCCGACUCUCAAAUCAGGCCCUGUCUUGUUUCCGGAAUCCUUGUGAGUGGCAGCAACGCCUCCCAGACUCGAACUCUCGAAAACGUCUGGGCAGCUUCUACCGACCUUGCGCCUUCCUCAUCCCUAGUUCGGGCCAUGAACAGCGUCAAUAGCGCUGCCAACGACCGACAGACAAUAAUCGACAUCAUGAAAGUAGCCGGUGACACCUACCAACCCGUAAAAAUGUUGUACCUCGUCCUCUGCGACUUCCACCACAAGGCUUCGGCCCCCCCGCCACCGAAAAAGGACGAAGCUAAACAAAGCAAGUCGAAGAAAACACUCUCCGGAACGGGAACCAGCACCAGUUCCAAUGACGGACGCCAGGAAAGUCUCUACCAGGAACUUUUUCUCAGCAAAUUCCUACUCGAAGAUCUCGUCGAAGACGUGGAUUCAGAGAUGCUUGUCGGGACGCAUUUCGAUAAUAUUUUCCCGGCGACUCCGCUCACUGCCUCAUCGUCAAAUGGAAUUUGUCCGCCACCCGGUUAUACAUUCGAUGCGAAUUUUAAUCCAAUAAAUGGAUCGGACCAAUUUCCAUCCAACUCGGAAUCGGUUGGAGGGUCGAAGAAGAUCCAGGAAGUGGUGAAGGCGACAAAGAUGGAACCGGUCGUGGUCCAGAGUGUGAGGAUUGAGGCACCGGAGAACAUGAGCAUUUCGUACACGGCGCCGACGAAGGAUGGAAGGCAUUUAUAUGUGGCGCUCUCGCCGAUUGAGAGGAACGAAGCGGCGGAGAUGUUGACUACGUCGAAUACGAAUCGGAUGGAUAUUGAUGAGGAGAGCGAAUUCUUCCCGCAGAAGAGCUUUAUGUACUGGGACCACAAUGAGACGCAGGGCGGAGGGAGUUUGGCGAAUGGAGAGACGAGGAAUGAGGAUGAUAGUGAUAAGGCAAUUUUGCUCGUGUAUGCCCUUGAUUUCUCGGAGAAGGUUGUGAGACUCGUGCCGGAUCCGGUUGUUAGACAGGAAUUGCCGGCGGAGGAGACACCAGUGGAACAUGUUUUGCUGCCGAUUCAGGAGAAGAAUAAGGGAAAUUUCGCGGAAUCUGGUGAAGAGCCGUUUGGACAGGUGGCGUUAGUUUGUAAGGAUGGAGUUGUCAGGGUGCUGAACUUGAGCAAUUUGAAGACUGUUACUAAAGCAAGACUGGAGGGACAGAAGUUUGUUUCGGCUGCUUACUGCACUAGUUUAGAAAGAUUGUGCGCUUGCACGAGUGAUGGAGCUCUUCACUUCUUCGCAACGACCGUAGAGGAUGAAUUGACUGAAGAAAAAGAAGACUCUGAUGAUUUGAGUAUGAUCACGGAAAUUAGUUGCGUUAAUGAACAGGAAGAACCGAGUACUUCAACGUCUUCCACUGUCUACCAGGAGCCAAUUAUAGCGCACAGGAACAAUUUGAACUACAACGAUUUGAAGGCGCUUUAUGAAUUAACCAAGUUUGAUAGACAUUCACCAGCGUAUAGAGCUACUGUUCCUCCUUGCUGGAGUGAAAUGAUGCAAGCACAAAGACAACGGCGUUAUCCCCAGCAUUUGCAUCAAGCAGAGGAUCAGCAUCACACUCGCACGUGGCGUCUGCAAAAUGAUGCGUCAACCUGGGACGAGCACGUCUUCGAACUGACAUUACCCAGAAGUGCUUCUGGAGUCGUAGGCCACGUAGACGUGAAAUUCAAUCUUCACUCACCCUGUCCAGAGCUCCCGACAAUCCAAGUGACUCUUUUAAAGCAAAGUAUAUUCAGUAUUGGCCACCACAAAGCUCCCGUCACUUCCGUUGACGAGAGAAUAGACUUUAGCCUCGGCACUGAUCAAAAGGGCGAAAAUCCCGUCGUCACUGAGGAAUAUCAACGACAACACAACACGGAAAUUCUCUGCGGUCCAAUCAAUUUACAACGAUGCAUGGAUCUCUCCGAUCACUCUGGAUGUGUCACUCUCACGAGUCCAAAACUCUUCCGGGCCAAAUCGAACUCGUCUUUUACUUUGCUUGUUCACAUCAAGGCGCUCGUUGAUCCAGUCAAGGAUGGGGCAAGUUCGAAACCAAGGACGAGUCUUGUUGAAUCAAAACCACCGACCUCGAAGAAACUGAGGAUAGACGAAGCCGGGCCUCUUUUACCUGGUGCGACAGUUGAGAGAUAUGCAGCGAAUGCUACCAAAAAAUUAGAUUCCUAUAUGGGUUGUGAUUGGAUCCACGAGAUUUCGAUCACCGUUCGAAAGGUGCUACCAACGAAUAUUGCUCACGAAAGAUUGCAGCGUUGUGCGAUGCUGGAAUCAAAACAGUUUAUCAACAAUCUGCUUUCUGUUGCCUGCUUACAGACAGCAGAUAAGUCGCCGAUUACGCAGUCAAUCGCACUCGAUAUCCUCAUCUGGGUCGUCUCAAUAAGACUUACGAGGCUUAGAACUUGUCAGAAUAGUGUAGAAACGAAAGCGAUGCAACUAGAAACUGUGCGCUGUGUCCAGGGGAAACUUUCCGCUUUAUUGCAAACUUGUCUUUUGCACGCUGGAAGAAGCAUUUCGCACAAGUGUAUAAAACUCAUUGUUUUAUGUAGCGAGGGUCUUCACAAUCUGGACGAUCCUCUGCCACAUUCCUUUGAAGAAGCGGUGCUUUCCGUCUCUGUAACACUCUUACCUUCGAUAGUCAGUGUCCAAUGGGCUGGAUCACUUCGUUGGUUGGCAAUCCUGAUUACGAGAUUAUUACCCCUCGACAGAACCCACAGCAUCGCUCAACAAUGCAUUUCCCUCGUUCAACAAAUCGCCACCGAAAUGUCGAAUCGGGUCAAUCCUUACCACUUGCUCCUCGCCACAAGAUUCGGCCUUUACAACUCUCCUUUCGAAACGGAACUUUUCGACAUGGAUCCACCAGUACCUCCGAAGUUCAGCUCGACACCGAUUACUUAUGCGAGCACGGUGACUGGCGAACAAGCAACUACUUCAAUCACGGCAACGAGUUCAAGUCAUCCACAAGAUUCGAUUGAUUUGAGAGAUUUGCUCACCCUGCCUUCUCAUCCCUCAACUGAAUUGGCUGUACCCAGCAAGCUCUGUUUGAAGACUCUGACCUCCAAUCACAGCAUGAAAGGUCUUCUUGAGGUUGAACCACUGCAUUUCACUUGUCACGCCGCCUCGGACGGUACAAAAAUGGAGAAAAUCGACUCCGGAGUAAAUGUAGUCAAUGUGGGACCAACAAUCUACGACACAAGUCACCCUGGGACCAGUGCGAAUCCAACUCUUGGAAUAAAAAUAAUCCAACACUCAUACAACUUGGAUGCUGGCUCGCUAGGACCAGAUCUUCAGGCUAAGUUGACAACCCUGUAUGGCGAUUUAAUUAGUCAUUGUAAAGCCGAAAUGACAAAGAAGCCAACGGUGCACCUGUCGCUAACGCCCGACGAUCGGUCGAUCAGUGACGAAGUUAGUAUGCCAGAUGAAGCCCAGUACUGGCACAUUCUGCAAAAUGAUAGCUCGCAAAUGUUAGACUCUGCUAUAUCUAAAGAAAAAUCCUCCGGUACGAAUAUUGGUACCUCCACGAGCAAAAACGAAGACAACAGUGCGAAAAAGAGAGACGAUAUCAAUUUUCCCUGGGGAAGACUUCUCUGCUGGCCACCUCAGCAAGCUUUAGUUGUAGAAAGAAUGCACUCCGGAGCGAGAAGAUUCGUGAUUUUAGAUUUUGGAUCUCCAGUUUUGCUGACAGAUUUAAUGAUCCCAUCUUGCAGUGAUUUGGUCUCCUUAUCCGUCGACAUUUGGACAAAAAAUGAAGAAUCUGACGGAACAAGAUUGGUUGUUGCUGGCGAUAUUGGAUACAAACCUUUGGUUGUCAGCGACCUCCAACCGCCACCUGUCUGCAGAUUUCUUAAGAUCACGAUGAUUGGCAGAUACGGAAUGACUACAACAAGGUGUAAAAUACCCCUGGGUAUGUUUUAUGGUCACAUGGUCGUUUUACCAGGAGAAGAUUAUUCCGAACUAAACGAAACUCAGUCGAGUCUCAGCGGCACUUCCGAUGCCACAUUACAAGCUACGAUUGAAUCUCAAUGCCACAUUUUAUCCGCCUUGGCCGAAGACGUUCAGUGCAGGUUUAGCCUGGCGACAGAGAAACUAAAAAGCUUUCUUGAUCCUCUGCUUUGCACAGAGACACCCAAUGUCGUUCACAUGCAACAUUACCUUUCCCACAACAAAAACUCACAAGAAAACAAGGAGCAACCCUCGGCUAAAAUCCUCUCGACCUACCAGGAAUGUAUCAUGUUCCAACAUCAACUAAACGUAGUUCGCGGAGUCUGGAGAAGAUUAGAAUCCUGGCGAGGACCUAGAAACGUGCCAGCAACUUCUUUAGCGAGUGCUUCAAGUGAUAAAUUACGAAUACUCGGGGAAACUCUAUUGGAUAUUCUUCUUUACACGGUUUACGAAAUUGGACCCAUUCCGAGCGUACCAACAACUUUAUACGAUGCAUUCACGCCUUCAAUUUGUGAGAGGCUCUUCAAAUCGAUCUGCGUUGAUACUUCAGCACCUCGAUUGCAACUCCAUGCUGUCGCUUUGUUGGCACGAAUGGCUGGUCAUCAACCUUGGUGGGGAAAUUUUCUAGCGAAUACGCUCACGACACUUUUCACGGCUUCGUCGACCCAUAUUUUCCCACAAGAUAGGGUCUUCAUCUUACUAACAUUCCUCGGUCGCAAAUCGCUGAUAUCUGGAGCAAAUAAGUCCUCAGUAGUAGAAGCGAUGGUCCGCACCCUCGGCAAACUUCUCGCCCCUAUAUCUAAUAGCCAAACAUCCAGCUCGAGUCGACUGGACACAACCCUCAUUGGCUGGGUUCUCCUCUUCCUCUCUGUCUGCCUAGACACAAAUGCCAAUCACAACCCGUGCCUCGAAGACACUCAUGACAAGAGCAAAGACCAAGGCCUUUCAUCAAGGUGGGAUUUCAUUCAUGGAGAAUCAGCCAUGCAGCGAAAAUACGCAAGCUCGAGUAGAUCUGCGGCUUGUAAAAGUCACAGAAGGAAAUUGCAGAAAAGGUUGAUGCAUCACAAGCAGCAACUUCAGGACCUUGAGCAAGCAAAAAAGGCUUUUCAGGUCUCUUCACAGGCAAGAUCUGCACUUUCUUCUCAAGCGGCGACUCUUACCAGUAAACUUGAAGCCGCUUUAAAGUCCCAGGAGAGGUUCUUCAAGAAAACUUUGAAGCAACAUUCGGUUAAGCAAUUCAAAGAUCUGCUUACUGUGAGGAGGAGCGAAGUUCAUGUCCCUCGAAGUCCACGUAUUCAACCCCAACCCAGUUCCAGCAGAUCAGAGAGCACUGAUCCUGAAAUCGAUUACGCGACCAAUCUCUCACAUCAAAAUGUUUUACCUGUGGCCCGUGGUCUUGUUGCUUUGAUCAUAAACAACGCUGCCAACAUGGAUAUGUUCCUUCUCGCCUGCAAAGUAGUGGCCAGGCUUGUAGUUUCCACGCGCCCUGCAAUUAGUUUGGGUGAACUUAUGACAGAGGAACAACUUCUGAAAUUAGUAAAACUCGCAACUGGAGCUUCUGAUGCUGCCUGGUCGAUGCACGCAGUCUCUUGUUUAUUGCAAGAUCUUCUCGAAGGAGGAAGACUUUAUCCCAGACUUUCGACGACACACGAAGGCAGUCCGUCCGAGGAGAUUUUCGAUUCCCUUGGUGCAGAAGAAGGCAGAGCCUCUGCAGAAGAAGAACCAGCACCUGUUGCUGGAACAAGCAGUUCUUCAACUACAAUGGGGAACGACGAAGGCUUCGCAGACGGAGACGAGGACACCCAGGACAGUAUAGCCGUGACCCCAGUGAACGCCUCCACCUCGAAAUCGAAUGGAUUCAAUCUUCCGUCUCUGGUAGAGUCGGAUGACAGUGAACUCGAAGAUUAUUUGGACGAUAUUCUUGAACGAGGGAAGAGUAUCAUGAAAAAGGGCGGAGCUAUUCCCAAGUAUCCCUCUUCCACAAACUCAGGUUCUGAUUGUAGGACUUUUAUUUCGCUCGCGGUGGAUGCGAGAUUGGAAUACGGAGUCGAAACUGCGGUCGAAAUUGCUUUGAGGAGGCUUUCCACCCUCGGGGCUUAUAAUUUGCCGCUCAGUUUGAGUGCGACGAUCCAUGUUCCUCCAGAAGCAGCGAGAACUCCACAGCCAACAAAUUCAAGACAAGCCCCAGGAUGGAACGAUCGAAGCCAGGAAUCCUGGAAUAUUGGCGACUCGAUGCCUUCUAGUUUAAUGAUGCUCACUCGAUGUUUUGACAAAAUCUUCUCCGAGUUGCACAUACAGAGGGAGGGAACGAGUCUUGAACUAGUCUUGCAACUCUGGUUGACCUUGAACUUGGACGCCUCCACAGAAUCGAGCACUUCAACCCAGUUUGAUACAUCCCUAACUCCAGUGAUUCCACUGAGCUCUGUUGCCAUUUCAGGAAUUAUUUCCGUGCUUUCUUGGUAUCCAGGCGUUUCUCUAAGAGCUUGGUGUCACGCUCUACAAUGCUUGACUCUCGCAAGCAAUCAACCCUUGCAAACUGACGCACCCGAAGCUGCAAGUUGUAGCACUCCAUUAGACGGAUUGCUAGGUGGAAUGGCUGGGUGUAUUGUAAAAGAAAGAAAUAUGGGGCCGAUGCUUCUAAGACUUCUUUCUGGAAAUGGACUCAACGUCGAUACAACCGACAAACAAUUCGGAAUGGCAGGACCGAUAGUCUGUCGAGCCCUCCAGGACUUCCUCAUUCGCCUCGAACUCUGGUGCGACGUGAUAACACCCGGAAGCACCUUAGGCAACGCUCUGAAGGAACUCCUCCUCUGGGUCGUCUACCAACUCGUUCAACCUGGAGGACCUCUUGCAGCUCGUCGAGGACCUUUGGACGCGCAGUGCAAACUAAUAACUUCCCUCCUGAACCUGAACUUCACAAAUACAGACCUCGGAACUUCCAUGAGCAUCACCGAAUGCGUCGGGGAACUCGUUUCCACUUACGUUAGGGGCUACGGAGUUGGAGCUCAGUGCCGAGGACUCGUUGAUUCAGCGAAUCAGUCCAGCAACUUCACUGGUCUCUAUGCCUGUGUUCUUGGCGGAGACGCCAGACAAGGUCGUCCAGCAUCCUGGGACGCUUUGAUCGUCGCUCUGAUUAAAUUAGUUUGCAGACUUGUCCAAACUCCACUGCCUAGCGCAAGAAGUUCAAGAUCUGACUCUGCGAGCGACAUGGAACUCGGGGAAGCGAUCCAGAGACCCGGAGGAAGUAAAAUGGGGACUCAGAGUUCGACGAGUAUUUCUCAGACUGAUGAAAGCAAGGUUGCUGAGCAACAGACCUCGUUGCGGAUGCAGCAGAGUGGAGCUCCCAAACCUCGUGUUCCUUGUGUGGCUGAUACGGUUCUGCAACAUGAACCGACGAUGAUGAGAUUGCUGGGGGCGUUGGGACAUAGUUCGGGAUCUUCUUUAGCUAUGUUGUUCGGCGAUGGAUCGGCCGGAAAUGCACCUGCGGAAUUCGGGGAAUUCGAGAAUCCACCUUCCAUUCCUGAUGCGACUUUCCAACUUCUUUCGACACUCACGAAGAAGGCGAGCAGUCCUACAUUGGUCUUGAAUCCGGUUUAUCAGUAUCUCGCUUCAUCCUGCGGAAGGUCCACGUUCGACCGACAACUCGGAAUGAUGCAGCUCUCAGAACCGCUUCUCUGGUACAUCCUCAGAGUUCUUGACAACGAAACAUCCCUCGCAGUAUUUAAUUCCAUGGGAGGAGUGAAAGUCCUCUGUGAGAAUCUCGUGAAAUCGAGCAUAAGCAACAACGGGGGAAGCUGCUCGUCUCCAGGAGUCAUUGCACUCGUGAUGCAGCAUCUCUCAAACACGCCGAAUCUCGCCUCGACCUCGCAAAGCGGCAGCGGUCUCGUGAACUUCGCUCCGCUGGGAACGAUAACCUGGGUGAAUUCUACAGCCCAACCAGCCGAUGUUUUGAUACAGAGCGCGACACCUCACAGAAGAGCGAGAACUGCAGCCUGGACGUACCAUUUCUAUCCAGACGAAGCCUGGGUGGAUUUAACUAUUACUUUGAGAUGCGCUAUUUUGCUCAAGGAAGUGGAAUUGCAGCCACACGUCACUUCUCUAGCAACUUGUCCUUCCGCCGUUGCUCUGGAAAUUGCCAGGGAGGCGAAUUCAGCAAUGACACCGGUUUGUCCGCCGAUGCCAACUUCGGGAUUUACGUUUAUCAAGUUGACACUUUCCCAACCUAAAGUCGCCACUGCGGUUCUUGUUAGGCUUUACAAGCCGAGGGAUUCUGCGAAUAUUAGUUUGAGCAAGAUUCAAGUGUUGGGAACGACGGCAUUCGGAGACACAAAAUCAAGCGCAGAGGCGAUCGAUGAAGAGCAGCUAACCAAGAAAAGCUUAGGCUGGUUGCGACUCGUUCAUCAGUGUCUUUCUGUAAGCGCGAUGAAUUCUGGUCUCGCCCAGGAAGUUUUAAAUUCAGCAGCCUCCGUCGAAGGUCUCGUGGAAUCAUGCUGCAACCUUUUGCUUCUACCCGCACCUUCCCUCUUCACACCUAAUUUAGAAAGAGUCCUUCUUCAAUUGGGUUUACACUCCAACGAACUUGGCCUGCGCUUGAUCAAUCUACUUUUAGAUAACAGAUCAACCCCUCUCUUCCAAGUUUCUACUUCCUCCCAGGAAACUUCCACUGUCCAGAUGGUGGUUGAGUUGUUACAACAACUUUGCUCUGCUCAGGACUCGAGCACUAAAGGUCGAAUGUCGGCCGUUCUCCAAUGGCUUCAAACCGUUGCCCUCAAUAGUUCAACUCAAUCCCAGGGUCCCAAUUCGUCUUCUCCGCCGGCGGUUUAUAUUCACUGUAUUUCUUCGAUUAUUUGGAAAGCGCAUCAACAGGAGAACCUGAGCUAUGACCUGCAGUCCCUCCUAACCGAAGAUCUGUUCAACGCCCUUUACCAGUGGACCCUCGUCUUGGAAACGCAUUCAGCCCUAAAGCAAUCAAUCGACUCAGCCCUCUGCGCAUUUUGCUUCGUCCGUCCUUACUUCUUCCUUCUGCUGCUCCAGCGAGUCCAGAUCCUAGUGCCCAACUACGCGACUGAUCAUUCCGCCUCGAUCUCCGAUGAUCGGAAAGAAAGCGAAGGCCAAACGGACGACACGAAAAGUGCAACAGAAGCCGAAGAAUGGUACUGCCGACUCGUUCUCUCGGAAUACCGCUGUUUAAACCUCACCGAAGGCCAACUUCUCACAGUAGCCGCAGCUGCCAGAUCUCCACCAGGAAUCCAACAACUCAUCGACUCUGGACUUCCUUCCCUUUUAACCGCCUCCAUUACCGAAUUCUGCGUACUGGAAAAAGUAAAAGUGAACCGCAAGCCCUCCAUCGAGGAAAAGAAUCCCGAAUCUUCCGGAUCUGCGAGUCUCACCGACAGCGACAAAGCUGGAGAAUCUCAGGAGGGAAUUAAUUCUGGACUCUGUAUGAGUGAACCUGAGAGUAUAGCCGUCGUCCUGGAAUUUUUGUCCUUAAUUUGUUCCGAGGGAAGAAUGAGAGAUUGGCUUGGAAAAGAGGGAAAUGAAUUUUGGCUCCCUUUGUUAUCUCUACUAAGCAACCGACCUGUCGAAAAUCCUACAUCUUCUUCCUCCCGAUGUUCGAAAACUAGUCUAUCCUACAGAAGCUUGGAAAGUGCGAUGAUCAAGUUUCUCUCGAGGUGUUGCUGGUGCCAUCCGGCGAAUCAGAAACUCUUAGCCGAGUUACUGACGGACGUGAUUCUUCAGCACAGAACGCCACCUAAUGUGAGAUAUUUACAUGGAAUUUCCGGAUUCACUAGGAGAUUGAUUCUUCAGCUUUUACUCGAGGGAGAAAAGAUUCUUGUUUCGGUGACUUCAGAAGCUCCAAUGAAGGUUCCUAACACUGUCGUCAAUUACAAUAUGCCCGUUAUUCCUCCCCAUCCUGCUCAUCCGCUUGGACACUAUCACCAGUUGCUCUACAUGUCAACCCAGUCGACCGUGGCGGAUAUUCUGCAUCAAGUUUCCGGAACCUGGUUGCUGCUUUUACUUCCGAAUAAUAAGGGAACUGAAGCCAGCACUAGUGGCAUCCAGCCGAAAGAAAUCUGGGAAACUGACAUGUCCCUCGUUGCAGACACCUUGAGCGUCGCAGCUGGGAACACGGCAAAGGAUAAACGUGCCAAGGAAGCUUCCAACCGGUCCCAAGCCCGGGGCCCAAUACUCCGCAAGUCUCGCCUCAAUGCUGAUGGAACCCCUUCGAAAUCCACCAGUUCCCUCUCGCAAACUAACUCUGCAAAUGCCGCGAAUCAACAGUACCUGAUCCACUCUUCUCAACCGAAUAUUCCUCUCCCUUCCGAACUAACAAUCGCUCAGCUCCUUUCAAUGGCCGCCGACUCGGGGGUCUCUCUCUCCGAUCCCUGCCUCCACCUCAUCCUCCGUCAACGGACAAAGGAAUCCAAAGAAGACCCCACGAAAAGUCCCAAUAACUUUAUUCUAAAUCACUCCGCGAGCAUCGACUCCUCCCUCGAGGUCUUCAGCGCCGGAGGUGGUCUCGCAGUUCUCGCAAAGCAUCUUCCACUGGUCUACCCCGAAUCCGGGAGACCAACCACCAUUAUUGAAAAGUCACCCUCGCCUGAACAGACGGACGCCGAGUGGGUGAAGAUCGAACCUAAUGAGUACGAAUACGAACUGGAGGAAGGAGGACCAGCCCCCGAAGCGAGAGCAACACCACCAACGCCGAGUGUUCCACCACAUUCUCUGACAGCUUUCGGAUUGUUCCUGAGACUGCCUGGAUACUCGGAGGUUCUUCUCAGAGACAGAAAACGAGCUCAGUGUCUUUUGAGACUUGCACUAGGCGUGACUGACGAUGGAGAAGGGGGAGAGAUUCUAACUUCUCCGAUCGCGGCUUCCCUGCCAACUUUGCCUUUCCAGGUUUUGAAGCAGCUUUUGGAAGACACUCCACCAACGACUGAUGAUGGACUUCUUUUGAGGAGGACGAUCAUCGACGUCGGCGCGGUUUUGCUAUUGCUGAAUUGUCUCGCAAUCUUCACUCACCAGACAGGAAACAACGACCUGGAACCGAAAUCGGGACAGGGGGGAACUGGACGCACUGAUGAUAAGUCGCAGCUUUAUUGGGCGAAAGGAACUGGUUUUGGAACUGGAUCAACCCAGCAGAGUUGGAAUGUAGAACAAGCUUUAUUGAGGCAAAGAUCAGAGGAGGAACAUGUGACGGUUUUGUUGCAAGUGUUGGCGAGUUAUAUUGGAUCCGGUGAUCAACCACAGAGGGAACUUCCCUCUCAGUUUCCGGAAUUGCUGUCAAGAUCGUGUUUGCUUCCGGCUCUCUCCUCCUAUUUGAGGAAUGACUCGGUGCUGGACAUGGCGAGACAUAUUCCACUUUAUCGAGCCGUUUUGCAGUUGUUGAGAGCAAUGGCUUUGUCGAAUCAACUGGCGCCGCUGUUGCUGCCGAGUGGCGAUAAAGCGACUGAGCCCUCAAUUGUUUCGCUUUUGUCGAGCAUGAGGAUUUGUGUGGAUACCUACAUGAGUAAGAUUACGAGAACUAGGGGUAACAAGAAGUCUGCGGCAAAGUAUCCGGAUGAGUCGGAACAGGAUGAAGGAUUAGCGACGCUCAUUUCUGAUAUUCAGGAGAGUAGUACUCUCGUGCAGAAUGCAACUGCGAGGCUAACGGGAAUUAAUGAUGAACUGGCGGGACCGAGUCCUUCUGCGCCCGAGUUGCCAUUGAGGAGUGUAGAACAGAGGUACCUGGAGGUUAUGAAGAGUCUGCAGUUCGAUACCUUUGAGAUGUUGACUGAGAAUACGGAUGGUGGUGGUGGCUACAAAUUCGCUGUGUCGUAUCACUUUGAAUCGAAUAUGAGAGCCGCUGGUGAACGAAGUCAUCCGACGAGAGUCAAGAGACUGGCACAAGAAGCUGUUACCCUUUCGACGGCCCUACCACUUUCGUAUAGUAGUAGCGUUUUUGUCAGAUGUGAUGCCGAUAGACUGGACGUGAUGAAGGUGCUGAUAACCGGACCGGCAGAAACCCCCUAUGCCAAUGGUUGCUUCGAGUUCGAUGUCUACUUCCCAGGAGAUUAUCCAAAUAGUCCGAUGAUGAUCAAUUUGGAAACCACGGGCUGCCACACAGUUAGAUUCAAUCCCAACCUCUACAACGACGGAAAGGUGUGCCUCAGUGUCCUCAACACCUGGCACGGCCGUCCCGAAGAAAAAUGGAAUGCGCAUACGAGCAGUUUUCUUCAGGUUUUAGUUUCAAUACAAUCCCUGAUUCUGGUUUCGGAACCGUACUUCAACGAACCGGGAUACGAGCGCUCUAGAGGAACGUCCAGUGGCGCUCAAUCUAGUCAAGAGUACAACGCUAAUAUUUGCCAAGCGACCGCAAAGUGGGCAAUGCUUGACCAAAUACGAAACCCCUGCCCCUGUUUUAAGGAGGUAAUUCACACGCAUUUCUGGUUGAAGAGACACGAAAUCGUCGCACAAAUUGAAGGAUGGAUAAGAGACAUGGAAAUGCACGGGGCGGAUAGAAGGUCGGGCAGGACCAUUUCUCUUAAUGCUUUAGCUCUAAGGAGACACUACAGGAUGCUGCGAGAAGAGCUAAACAAACUGCCAACUCCAGAAGGACUCGAAGACCUGGUGGAACCCCUGCCCUCACCAGGUUCUCCCCUCGAGCUCUCUGGUACCCCAGGCACUCCGAGCUCACCCCCGACAUCAGUUGUAACCUCCGCGACAGCCAUAAGUGCACCGCUCAGCAACUCGAUCGCCUCCAUCAGCAAUACCAGUGCCAGCAACCACGUCCAUCACGAGAUCGACACCGACGUCGAGAUGGAGAAGAUGGUUUCCAAAGUGUGCGAAUAGCUAAUCAGUGUUAGUAGGGAUUGUUGGACAUUUUAAAAAGUCUAUUGCUAGUGUUUAACGACGAAGAUACGGAAGAAGUUGCUGACGACGACCACAAAGAACUCUAGGCCAAUAUUCGGGCCUCGCCACCGAACUUCCGAUUCGUCAAACGAAUUCAGUACUGGAAUUCAUUUCCACGAGUGCGAUUAAUUCCUCAAGAGUGUGUAAAUCGACUGACGAGAAAAAUAACGAGAGAGAGAGAGAGAGAGAGAGAAAGAGAGAUAGAGUGAAUGUUGCCUGUGUGAAAGUUGAGAGUAAAGGGUUGAAUCAAGUCGCGUAUAUAACUGCAUUCUCUUUCGCUACUGCUACCAACUGUUGGAAACGAAAAAAAAGGAAAAAAACGAUGAGAGCAAGAUUUGGCGCCAACUGGUGGUCCUCGUGUCGAGCUUCGUUCAUAAAAUUUUAAAUAAUCUCUCCUUUAAUCCAGAAAUGAGUCAGGGAAAAUUGGAUCGUAUUUGUUAAUGAAUUCGAUUUGAGAAAUCCAGAUUAUUACCGAAUUUUUUGUUUUCAAAUGGACGAAGUCGAGGUGUAAGAGGUCACUGAUGUUCUAUAUGUUUCUCGUUUAGAGUUAAAAAGCCGUAAAACGCGAAAGUACACAAAAAUAUAUAUAUAUAUAUAAAAAAAAAAGAGCCGAAAGCUUCAUUUUCACGAAGGAGAGCCAAAAAACGAUAAAAAGAUAAGAAGGUCAAUGAUUAUUAAACGGAUUUUGUAACUUUAUUUUUAUUUAGAAUCUGUAUUGUUUUUUACAAUCCGACUGUAAUCAAAAGCGUAUGAUCCUUUUCUUUCUUUUUAACGAGAAUGAGUCAAAUAUGACUCCUUAUUUUGUUUAUAAAGCGAAUCCGUUUCUUGAAUUCUCGUUUUGAUGAUAGUACUCUAGAGUAUGUUUUCUUUUAUUUUUAAUUUUUAACUAAUGUUCGUUUUGUUGUUUCCCAAGUCGCGAUGGUUUUGAUAUGAUGGAAGAUUUGAUGCCUUCGAGGGAGAGAGAAAUAGAGAAAUAGAAAUAGAGGGAGAGAGAGAGCGUGUGUGUGUGUGUGUGGAGGGCGGAAAGUGUGGAAUAAUAACGCGUACUUAUGUUUUAUCGUUUAUUAUACUAUUAUCUUUUUUUUGUCUUCUUCCUUUUUUAAAUUUCUUAUAUAUAUAUAUAAAAAAAACAAAAAAGUGUUGAUGAAGUGCAUUCGAUGUAGAUAGUGUGUGAUUAUUAAGUAUACGCGACGAUUGUGAGAGCGCAAUUACCGUUAAACCGAUUACUGUAAAUAAUCUCUAGUAAGUUAAUCGUAUUUCACACACGCAUACACUCACACGUGCACGCAAGACGCGUACAACAGUACAUAUACAUAUAUGUGUUUAUAAUUUUAAAAGUAACUGCAAGAAUGCUCUAAACAAAAAAAAGAAACUGUAUCGUAUUUGACGCAUGAACUCCGGUAAACGAUGAUGAACGCUGUAACGUGAUUUGAUGGAUGGAACGGAGAAUGUGUUAAUAAUUAUUUAUAAUAAACGAUUAUUACCACGCAACACGUUUUCCUUCUUUUAUUUAUAAAUUCGCAUUCUUUACAAAUGAAUAAUUACAGCUGACAUUCAAAAUUUUAAAUCCAGUCAGAAUUACCAACUUUCAGACGUGAAAAGUUAAGUCAAAUUGUAUAUUAGGAUUGAAGAGGUUUUAAAUUUGGUCUUUCAAUUUUUGCUUUCUUAUUCAAACCCAAGAUUUCAAUUUCAAAUGUGUUUGACAACCGUGUUAUAUGUAAAUUUAAUUUUUAAGUAAACCUUAUGUGACGUUCUUACGGAUUAGGAACUGAACAGUGUAAACAUAAUUCAGGAGUACCAAAUAUUAAGCAAAAAAAGUAAAAUUCAUUUCUCGAUGGUAAAUAUCUUCCGUGCGAUGUCGCUAAAUCUAUUCGUGAUUUAAAUUUUAGUUCCACAGAUCCAGCAAAAAGGCUUAAAAAUGUAAAAAAUUUGUUUUUACAUAAGAUAUUUUGUUGAAAAUUAAAUAAAUUUGGUCAAAAAGUCA
This is a messenger RNA of Belonocnema kinseyi, 16234 nucleotides long. It is a transcript of the gene Bruce, whose product is annotated as baculoviral IAP repeat-containing protein 6. The coding region runs from base 73 to 14190 and encodes 4705 amino acids. Gene Ontology annotation, cellular component: nucleus. The record is from RefSeq and is a predicted model, not a curated record. The transcript has 36 exons. Gene Ontology annotation, biological process: apoptotic process; regulation of cytokinesis; negative regulation of apoptotic process. NCBI's taxonomy places the organism in Eukaryota, Metazoa, Arthropoda, Insecta, Hymenoptera, Cynipidae. Gene Ontology annotation, molecular function: ubiquitin conjugating enzyme activity; cysteine-type endopeptidase inhibitor activity.